AUGCGCUGUGGGCUCGCGUUCUGGGCGCUUUGGGCGCUCGAGGUGGUCGCCGGAGCGCAGCCGUCGCUCGCUGACUCGCAACGGGGCACAUGUCUCACGCCGGCGUGGGUCACAGCGACUGCUGCCAAGCACAACCUCGACCCGUCAGCGCGCGACGCGCAGAACCGCCGCAAGAACCCAUUGCUGCAGCCAGGCAUGAAAAUGCCCCGCUUCACGCUCACGGACGCCCGCAUGGACAUCCCAAACAUCUUUGGCUCGUGCAUGCAACCCGGCGAGAUCUUUCGUGGCCUCGGCGAGACGGUACAUCCAAACGGGUCGCAAGCAAGCGUCGGCGUCAUCAAGGGAACAGUCGUCAUGGAGCGCAACGCAUGGCAGUCCCACGACCUCUCGCGUGUUGUCUUGACCAUCUUGCUGCAGGAAGUGGUCGGAUACGGUGUCUCGAUGUUUGAGACGGGGGGUGGUCUCUACUGUGCCGAGCGCAUGUCGGGCCAGGGCCGCGGCCGCUGCUCGCCGACGCACAUCAACCCCGAGGUCUGGCCGAGCGGCAAGCUCAGUACGCUCAACGUGUACGCCAACGAGACAGCGCCAACGACCAACGGCUACAACGGCGUUGGCGGUCUGUACACGCUCACCGACAACAUCGACGAGGCGCUUAAGGGACCAAUGUCGACCAAAGGCAACUUUUCGAGACCGUACUCGAUCGACUUUUGGCGCGAGUUCAACUGGAGCCAAGAAGUGAUCGACUUUUACAGCUACACACGAGCCAAUGUCACGAGCCUCGUGCAAAAGAGCGCGUGCCCAGACGACACAUUUGGGUGCAAGGAUGGCUGCUCCAAGUCCUACGCGUGCACGCAGGCUGAGCAGCAAAACAAGUCGUGCAUUCUGGUGGCGCUCAUGGAGUCCGCGUACGACCCGGGCUACUUCCAGUCCAUCGUCGCCAACAACCAUAUUCCCGCGUACUUUUGCUUCUUUGGCUACACGGGCAUGAUCAAUUACGUCAUCAACGUCAUGAACAGCGGCGGGUCCGUCAUCUUUUACGAGUACGAGCCCGACAGCCUCUUCUUUCAAUACCCGGGCAAGUUUACGCGUAUCGCGUUUCCCCGCUCGGAUCCCGCCAACGUGGCGCUUGCGACGGGCUCGUUUGGUGAGAAAGGCUACGGCAACGAGACCACCAACCCGCUCAGCACCGACUACCCGACGAUCCCGCUCAUGCGCUACAUGUCCAAAGUCGUCACGACCGACACGUUUCUCAACUCGUUCCUCACGCGCAUGCAACUCGCCCCGCUUGACAUCAACAACAUCUUUGCCGACUACGAAGCGUUUAUGGCUAACGCUACGAUCGCCGACCCGGUUUUCAACGCUGCUUGCAAGUGGGUCCAGAACAGCUACCUCACGUGGAGCAACUGGGUCGACGCGCUGCCUCUCUGCACGAUGCAGUCCAACAUUCAGUACACCUUUAACGGCUGCAACGCGUCGACGCGGGGCGGUAUCGUGGUCGUGCCCCCGUCGUACGCCACGAGUAAGUCGUGCGACUGGCUCAGCGCCAACACCAAGACGUGGAUGAACUGGAUGAGCAGUCCGCCGAUCUGCGAUGCCUCGUUCUACAACUACACGGUCACCGACUGCACGUCCGGGUCGAUCCGCGACGUGCUCUUCUACUGGCUCUUGCCCUCUCCGGGCAACUAUGCGCUCAGUAGUGAGUGCAGCGGCGGCAUCGCGCUGCCCACCAACACGACCAUCGACUGCGACUACGUCCCCGUCAACUCGGGCACGUUCACGGGCAUGGCGGCGUUCGCCGUCAUCGUGCUCGUCAUGCUCGUCGUCAUGAGUCUCCUUGUCUUCUUCUUCCGUGACAAACCCGUCAUCAAGCGGUCGCAGUGGCACCUUCUCUUGGUGCUGCUCCUCGGCGGCAUCCUCAUGUGCAUUUACGUCAUUGUGGGCGGCGGCGCGCCCUCCGACGUGGUGUGUGGCGCGCGGCCGGUCUUGGCCUCGGUCGGCUACACGCUCGCGUUUGGGUCGCUGCUCUUAAAGUCACUUCGCGUCUACUUGGUCUUCCACAACAAGGCGCUCAAGAAGAACGUCGUGACCGUCACGCGCAUGCUCCACUUUCUGCUGGGGUUUCUCGGGAUCGAUCUCGUGAUCCUCGGCGUCUGGUUCCUCGUCGACUUUCCAGGUCCGAUGUCGCAGGUCGAGGCCGCAACGGCGUUCUCGGGGUCUGUCACGCGCUACGGCUGCCGCUCGUCGAGCUUCAUCUUCCCCGUGCUCUGCAUCUUCUGGAAGGCCAUCAUCACGUUCAUCGGCUUGUACGUCUCGUUCCUCAUUCGCCACGACGACGGCGACUUUCAAGAGUCGAUCUGGAUCUUCUCGUCGGCCUGCGUCGUGCUCAUGGGCUCGCUCUUCAUGAUCUCGCUCGCGUACCUCGUGACGCUUCCCGCUGCGACGACGUAUGCAUUUUGCUCGGUCAUCACGCUUGUCUGCACGAUCACGGUCAUGGGCCUCAUGCUUGGCCCCAAGUUUGCGCGUCUGAACCGCGCCGACUACAAGUCGUCCAACACGACGGGCGGCAACACAAAGCGCACAGUGUCGGUGACGUCCAACAAGCCGUCGAGCCAAGUGAGUCAAAUGCCGAUGCAGUCGAUGAAGAGUCCGCGCGACACGACGACCCAAUAA
This is a messenger RNA of Saprolegnia parasitica CBS 223.65, 2670 nucleotides long. RefSeq lists its product as hypothetical. Bases 1 to 2670 code for a protein of 889 amino acids. NCBI's taxonomy places the organism in Eukaryota, Oomycota, Saprolegniomycetes, Saprolegniales, Saprolegniaceae. The transcript is spliced from 11 exons. Gene Ontology annotation, biological process: G protein-coupled receptor signaling pathway. Gene Ontology annotation, cellular component: G protein-coupled receptor heterodimeric complex; membrane. The record is from RefSeq and is a predicted model, not a curated record. Gene Ontology annotation, molecular function: G protein-coupled GABA receptor activity.